CAAGUGGCAAUGUUCAAAAUGGCGAUGUUAUGCUAGGUUGGAAAGAAAAUAAAAAAAAUUCUGCGCUCUUAAGCAACAAUUUUUCGCUGAAAAUAACUCAAGAAACGUUAAGUGUCAAUGUGUCAAGAAUAUUUCAAAUAGUGCUCUACUUAAUUCUUUAUUAGAAUGGCAAGCUCAGGAGAUCCCGGUGACGCUGGAACAGACAACAAACCAAGCACUUCUUCGGGUAGAAAGGGAGGCCGAAACCCAAGUGCGGUAAAAAUUGAUUUUGUUCCUGGUAGUCUCCUAGAAGCAAGGGAUUUUGCCAAUAACUGGUUCCCCUCAAAAGUUGUGGAAGUUGAUGAUGAAGGAAGAGAAGUACUUGUUCAUUUCCAAAACUGGUCAAGUCGCUAUGAUGAAUGGAUUAGUAUGGACAGCGCUCGAUUAAGACCAGUCACCAAUCAGUCUGAGAAAAUUUGUUCUGGUAAGGCCAGCCGAGGUAAAGACUUUAAAGUAGGUGAGAAGGUCAUGGCAGUUUGGCAUAAUAACAAAAGGUAUCCAGCUCAAAUAACUAAGGUUUUGGAACCAGGAAACUUUGAGGUUAUUUUUUAUGAUGGAUUCAGCAUGCAAGUUAAAGCUAAACAAAUGUCAAGGAUGCCCAAAGAACAGGCUGAUAAAAUGGAGAUUCCUUUUCCCAAACAAAUGGAAGCUGAAAAAGAUAAAAAUGUCGAUAUGGAAGAAAUCGGUUCAAAGGAAGAACGAAGAAAGCGCAAGAAAAAAAUUGAAGUAAGUGAAUUAUUCCGGUGCUACAAGAAAAGACCCUCCAACGAGGGUGGAAGAGAUGGAGGUACACCAAACGAGCUUAUUCUAAAGGAGGAAGAAAAAGAUUCCGUUGUCGAAGCUGCACCUACGCCCACUCCAACAACACCUCUACCAGUGGAGAAAAAGAAGAAGAAGAAGAAGGAAAAAAAAGAAAGGACGUUGAUCAAAGAUCAUGGCGAUAUUAUUAAGCUCUUAGAUGAGAAGUUGCCUGAAGGGUGGGAGAAAAAGGCCAAAUUUAAACCUUCCGCUUCCAAAGCUGGUAAAUGGGAUGUUGUCAUCAUUGGGCCGGAUGGGAGGACUUUCCGAAGUAAACAAGAAAUUAGACAAUAUUUGUUUAUACGUCAAUUGGAUCACGAUCUCGAAUUAUUCGAUUUUCGUUUGGGCGAGAAUUUCUACACCAGUCGAGGUCUUGAAGUCCCCGUUCGUGCUAGGAAAUCCACAAUCCCAACAGUGAGAACACCCACUGCCCCUGUAAAGAAACAAGAAACAGCAGAAGUGACACCUGCUACUACGACGGCACUCGCGCCCUCAGAAUCUAUUACUGUUCCAGUUUCUGCAACACCUACUCAUGUUGAUUCAAACGGGGCGGAUAAAACAUCUACCAAUAAAUUGCCCAUCAAAAGUGAAUCGAUAGCAGGUCCUAGUGUUGAAACAGAAACUCCAACUUUUGUCCCAGAGGAAGACGGUUAUCGUUGCCCUGUUGAAGACUGCCGUAAACUGUUCCGUCGUGAUAACCUUCUUGGGAUGCACAUCAAGCAUUACCAUCCUGCCCUGUUGAAAAAACUUGGCUGCAAAACGUUUCGGGUGGAAGAUUUAGCAGCGGCCCGAACGGCGUUCGAAACAGAGGAGACGAAACCAGUCCAUGUAUCCCAUUCGCAUUCCAUCCUAGCUUCCAUCCUAACACUUCCUCCCCAAACAUCUCCUUCCCCUCCACCUCCACGGCUCCGGUCUAGCUUGGAGCGGAGGUUGGAGAAAGAAAAGGAGAAACCGGCCGAUUCUCCAGCAAGUGACGACAUUCAGAAUUUGCCGCUCUCGAAGAGACUUAGUUUAAGCGAGUCUCAACAGAAACCUGGUUCCAACGCUCCUGCGAAAACGACGAGGCGGAAAUCUGACAAACGUCGCGUUGAUUAUCCCGUAGAAGAGAUCCCAUUAUAUUUACCUGAAUCAGAACCCGAAAUUCCUCCUAUUGACUUUGAGUCCAAGACUUGUGGACUUGAAGAUUUGCAGCAACAGAUAAAAGUUGAAGAACCAAUAGUAUCUACGCUUGAUGAUAUUCCAGGACAGAAAGAACUGGUCCACUGUUUCUGCGGUUCUCCAGAAGAAGAUGGCUUAAUGAUCCAGUGCGAACUCUGUCUCUGUUGGCAACACGGUGUUUGUUUAGCGAUCGACUCGGAAGAAAACGUUCCUGAUCCCUACGUUUGCCACUUUUGUCGUUAUCCAUUCAGAGAGCGGCUUUCUAGGCGGUAUACGCACGAUCAAACUUGGUUGAAGAAAGGACAUCUUCCUAGUCUCAAAUUCAUUUCGGGUUCGAGCUCUGUUCCAGCAGAUCGAACAUUGAGAGUGGCCCAUACUUUAACUGCUGCUGCUACUGACCUUAAACAGCUUUUACACUCUUUAAAAGUUAAAAUAGAUGUUGCCAAGAAUAAAGAUCAUCCAAAGUUAUACUUGUGGGCUCAACCAUGGAUUAAAAAGACUGAAUCUGAACCAUCGAGUCAGGAUGUUCCAUCUAACGUGGAGAAAGAAGAGACCAAAUCGAUGGUACCGAAUGUUCCUCUUCCCGAAACUCCUAUCGAUGUAACUGAUUGUCGAUUAAAUCUCCUUUUGCACAUUGGAGAUAUGCAAAACGAAGUUAAUACCAGAUUAGAAUCUCUGGAAGGAUUAUUUGAAGAAUGUGAAAUGGACGACGGUUUGAUGGACACUUCACAUGUGGCUAAAAUGUUACAAAUUCUAUUGAAGGAUGUUGUCACCUUGAAAAGGAUGGCGUCGUUCAAUUCGUGGAGUUCUUAAGUACAAUAGGAAAUUGACUUGUUUUCCCUGUACCAAUUUAUAUGGCGAAUACAUUGCGAUGUUAU
Molecule: messenger RNA, 2873 nt
Organism: Daphnia pulicaria
Lineage: Eukaryota; Metazoa; Arthropoda; Branchiopoda; Diplostraca; Daphniidae
Gene: MBD-R2
Product: PHD finger protein 20-like
Exons: 10
Coding region: 166-2808 (880 amino acids)
Biological process (GO): regulation of transcription by RNA polymerase II
Cellular component (GO): NSL complex; nucleus
Molecular function (GO): DNA binding
Source: RefSeq, a predicted model, not a curated record